UGCUGCUGCUGUGCUGCUGGUGCUGCUGGAUGUGAGCCCCCCUCGCCCCUUCUCGUAAAAGGAACCGGGCCACAUUUUGUUCACAAUUUUGCAUUCGUACGUCCAUCCGAAAAAGACAAGAGAAAGAGGAGGAGACGACUGCUAGCAAGUGCUCAUAUUCGCUUUGCCGCCGAAGGGAAGCCAGCCAGGUCUGCGAGGAAACAGAUCUCCGAGCCCCUCCGCCCUCCAUGUUUGGCGUCUCGGUCGCCGUCAUGCAGACCGCCGUCCUUCUCUUGUCCCCGCUCGUCCUCUUCUCCCUCCUGGCUCCGAUCGCAUCCUCUCAGAGCGAGGCGGACCUCACCGUCAUGACCCAGGCGGGCCGAGUCCGGGGCAUCCACAUGCCCGUGCUGGAGCGGGGCCACGUGACAGCCUUCCUGGGCGUCCCCUUCGCCGAGCCGCCCGUGGGGAAGGGGCGGUUCCGCCCGGCCGAGCCCAAACGUCACUGGGCGGGAGUGUACGACGCCCAUCACUACCCCAACGCCUGCUACCAGUUUGUGGACGUCACCUUCCCUGGCUUCAUGGGCAGUGAGAUGUGGAACCCCAACAUGGAUAUGAGUGAGGACUGCCUCUACCUCAACGUGUGGGUGCCGCCGUCGCCCAGACCUCACAAUCUCACCGUCAUGGUGUGGAUCUACGGCGGAGGAUUCUACAGCGGCUCUUCAUCCCUGGACGUGUACGAUGGCCGUUACCUGGCUUACAGCGAGACAGUCAUCGUGGUGUCCAUGAACUACCGCAUCGGCGCUUUCGGUUUCCUGGCUCUGGACGGCUCCUCGGAGGCUCCCGGCAACGUGGGCCUGCUGGACCAGAGGAUGGCCUUGCAGUGGGUCCAAGACAACAUUCACUACUUUGGCGGAAACCCCAAGCAGGUGACCAUCUUCGGGGAGAGCGCCGGCGGCGCCUCGGUGGGAUUCCACCUCUUGUCUCCAGACAGUCGGCCCCUCUUCACCAGGGCCAUCCUCCAAAGCGGAGUUCCCAACACCCCCUGGGCCACCGUCAGCCCGGCCGAGGCCCGUCGACGAGCCACGCAGCUGGCCAAACUGGUGGGCUGCAGCUGGGGCAACGACACCGAGCUGGUCGACUGUCUACGCACUAAAACGCCACAGGAGCUGAUUGACCAGGAGUUUCAGGUCCUCCCGUGGAUGUCCAUCUUUCGGUUUUCGUUCGUCCCCGUGGUGGACGGCGACUUUGUGCCCGACGCGCCGGAGGCCAUGCUGAACGCGGGCAACUUUAAGGACACUCAGGUGCUACUCGGGGUUAACCAGGACGAGGGCACCUAUUUCCUGCUGUACGGCGCCCCUGGCUUCAGCAAGGACAACGACAGCCUCAUCUCCAGGGGGGACUUUCUGGAAGGUGCCAAGCUGAGCGUGCCGCACGCCAACGACAUCGGCCUGGAGGCGGUGGUGCUGCAGUACACCGACUGGAUGGACGAGAACAACGGCCUGAAGAACCGCGACGCCUUGGAUGACAUUGUGGGCGACCACAACGUCAUCUGCCCUCUGGCUUUCUUCGCCCGCGCCUUCGCUCAGCACAACGCUCUCAAGUCCAACGCUGGGGUCUAUCUCUACCUGUUUGACCACCGAGCGUCCAACCUGCCCUGGCCCGAGUGGAUGGGCGUCAUCCACGGCUACGAGAUCGAGUUUGUCUUCGGCCUUCCCCUAGAGAAGAGAUUAAACUACACCCAGGAGGAGGAGAAGCUGAGUCGCCGCACCAUGAGAUACUGGGCCAACUUUGCACGAUCCGGCAAUCCCAACGUGAACGUGGACGGCUCGGUGGAGAGCAGGAAACGCUGGCCUCAUUUCACCGUGGCCGAGCAGAAAUACGUGGCGCUCAACACGGAGCCCGUCAAGGUCCACAGGGGUUUGAGGAACCAGAUGUGCGCCUUCUGGAACCACUUCCUGCCACGCCUCCUCAACAUCACAGACAAUAUCGAUGAGGCCGAGCGCCAGUGGAAAGUGGAGUUCCACCGUUGGUCCUCCUACAUGAUGCACUGGAAGAGCCAGUUUGACCAUUACAGCAGGCAGGAGCGCUGCACCGAGCUCUGAAGUUCCCGGGUGGGCGAGGGCGUGGAGGAGGGAGUGGAGCCAAAAGGGGGCGCCAGCGGGUUCAAGCCACAGGCGAAACGGAGCAGGCAAGCUUAUUUCCUCCAUAGCCACUUAAAUGACAACAGUAGAUAAACUGCUCAAGCACUGUAUGUCCAUAUUUAUUAUUUUUGAAUGAUUCUUAAUUUAUUGACUAUUUAUCUCUCUCGCUCUCUGUGUUUUGCGUCUGAGGGAAUGGAGGGAAUCUGCCUCUCCUCGCUCGUCUUUUUUUUUUUGUCCAACACGUCAGGAUUUGAUUAUUUUUGUGUUGAUUUCUGCCACCGGGGCUUUAAAAACAAUUCCAUCCCUCAAUUUCAACAUAAGCCAUCUUAGCUGGAAAUCAUUUCCUAGCCACUAUAUCGUGGCCUAUAUAGUGAGUUGGCCAUUUUGUAGUGCUCUUGGAAUGUGUUGUGAGUAGUUUACCCCCCUCGCCCCCUCCCAUGCUUUUCUGAGAAGAAAAUCAAAUAUAUGCAGAGAUCAUUUCUGUUUGUUUGAUAAGUUGUUGGUGCCAUCUUGGGGAAAUUGUUGGAAAGAGGGGAGAGCAUUUGGUCAAGCCGUAGCCUUGUCUAAUAGAAAAAAAAAAUGUGUCGUUGCCAUCUUGUGGCAUGCGUAGGCAAUUACGACCCCCUUUUGGUAGGUUCCCAUUCGCAGUCUUAUUUUAUUUUUGCUGUGUUCACUGAAGUUGCAUUGUGGGUUGGGCAUCACAACCACCUUGUUUGUUUAAUAUUUAUUCCAAAAUGUCCACCAACUGAUUUUGAUGUUGUGUGGCAACAAUAAUGGCAUUAAUUGUCUGUUAGAUAGGUGAUUAGUUUUGGUUCUCGUGGCUGUCAACGUCACCACCGAUUACCAUCUACCUUCCUCCUUGCUAUUAUCCGUCAUCCCUCUCUUCUCUGCGUCCGACCUGCAUCCGCAGCCCCUUUUGCCAUCUCGCUAUCCGGCUCUCUUUUCUCGUUAGCCUAAUGGAGGCUGAGUAAUUCAGUCAGCGGUGGGAUGAUGUGACAGAGCGUUGGCUCAGCCUCUGGCCUGCCAGCCAGUGGAGCACGGUGAAUGGAUGGAAAGGGGGGGUGAAGAGAAAAGACAUCCUUGCAUAACACACAUAGGAGACUGAAAACCCUCUGGGCUUUGUGUAGGCCAUUUCUUGAAGAAAAAAACCAUUGUCAUUUCAAUUUACACACAGUUCAGGAGUCAGAGAGAAUGUGUUGUAUUUGAAACUACAUAAAUUAGGCUUCCACUAGCUUAAUGCUACCAAAUAAUGCAAAACAUGCUAACCUUAGCAUCGAUAGUUGCUGUUUCAGAAGCAAUAGAUAUUUGAACUCAAACGGGACACAUUAAGACAAUAGAGUUCCUCAUUAUCUUCAUCGUGAGUUUGAUAUUUGUCAUGUUCAGACACUAGCUCAAGGCCUCACUGUAUAUCACAUAUUUUACUGUUAGUAUCAAAUUUUGGUCACUUAAUGGGUGGCUUGAGAUGGGUUCUCAUCCGUCCCUCAACAGUUUUUCGGAACAAAACUAACCAAAAAUUCUUUUUGAACCGGACUUGAAAUGAAUGCGCGUCGGCAUGUUGAAUGGAUGAGGAAGCUGAUGUCCAAAUGCAUGCUCUCAUCUGAUGUUACCCUUUGCCCUCAAGCAAUCCCAUCCUAAUGCAUGUCCUCCAGUAUUCCUGAAAAUUGCUCCAGACUCUUAUUUCCUAUUUAUUUUUCAAGAGUAAGUGAGAACUGUAUCUCAACUGUUUGCUAGGUUUGAUGUUAGCAAUAAAAAAUACAAGAUAUAUUUGAUAUUUAUUUCCAAAUGUGGUAAAGGCCGGGAAGUGUUCCAACUAUGAAAAGGCUUUCAAAGCAAUAGAAUUGACGCUAAUGUAAUGACGCUAAAGCGUUCCCUCAGCCUCACAGUUCAACUAGUAAAUGUUGAAGGCUUCUGUCGCUUUCCAAUAUGUCUCUGUGUAUCUUGAAUGCUGACUUGUAGCAAUGAAUAAAGAUAUCCUUAUGCUUCUGUCCA
Syngnathus acus (greater pipefish) is the source of this 4109-nucleotide messenger RNA. RefSeq names its product acetylcholinesterase (gene ache). The record is from RefSeq and is a predicted model, not a curated record. Bases 228 to 2081 code for a protein of 617 amino acids. Lineage: Eukaryota; Metazoa; Chordata; Actinopteri; Syngnathiformes; Syngnathidae. Gene Ontology annotation, cellular component: plasma membrane. Gene Ontology annotation, molecular function: acetylcholinesterase activity. Gene Ontology annotation, biological process: choline metabolic process; acetylcholine catabolic process. The transcript is spliced from 9 exons.